AAACACUAAUUUAUCGCGAGAUUUGAGAACAUCGAACGAUCUGCAAGAGAGACCGGGAAGGAGGGGGGAGAGAGAGAGAGAGAGAGAGAAUGAAGAACAGGAAGAAGAUGUUCAUCUCCGCCGGCGUGGUCGAUCUGAAGGUGUUGGUGUUGCUCUUCGCCUUCGUACUCAUCGUUUCAGAUGCUAAGAAGAGACUCCGUAUCACCGACUUCCUGGACGACGUGGUCGACGACGAGGAGGACGAGGCCUGGAGGGAGUGGGGGAAGAAGAAGGCGAACACUCGGCCUCCAUCUGAAUUGGAGCCACCUCCUGAUUUCACCGGAAUGACGCCGGAGCAGAUUCAGGCAGAGAUGAUGAAGAGGCAGUCCGGCUCGCCCGUGGGGUUUGUGAAGUUGAGGCUCGGUGUUAAGCGCUCCAGGGACGAUGUGCCAAUGAUAGCCAUGCGGUGGACGCUGCUUCUAAGAACUGGAUCUCUUUCAGCGAGGUUCAUGGCGGUAGAUUUGAACACUAUCAUGUUUAACAUGGAAAAAAGGGAGGACAUAGAAGAGUUGACAGAUUUUGUCUUUAGCCAGCCCGAGGCUUAUGAGGUGAAGAUAGGUGAUCGAGUGUAUAGGAGGCCUGGUGACCCUCCACUAGAGGAAGUUAUUGAAAUGCUGCAGAAGGAAAAGGCCAAAGAAGAUAGCCUUGAUGCUACAGUUAGCGGUGCACAUGGUAGAGAUGAGUUGUAGGCUUUGAACACAUUACGUGAUGUCCCUGAAACGUUCUGUUUUCAACCCAUGAUUUCUUCCAAUUUUCAAAUAAUGAGCUUUUGCCCAGAAACACCAACAUGAUACUAUGAAUAGAAAGGAUGCAUCUUUACAUCCAUUCAAUUUUGUCAGUAUAAAGUUUGUUGUACAUGUUUUCUUAA
Messenger RNA from Nymphaea colorata (pocket water lily), 907 nucleotides. RefSeq lists its product as uncharacterized. Lineage: Eukaryota; Viridiplantae; Streptophyta; Magnoliopsida; Nymphaeales; Nymphaeaceae. The coding region runs from base 90 to 728 and encodes 212 amino acids. The transcript is spliced from 3 exons. The record is from RefSeq and is a predicted model, not a curated record.